CUCUGAUACCCAUGCAAAGGUUCCUCACAAAAAUGAAUUCAUUUUAUUUUUCUCAUGUACUAUGUUACUUGAACUUAUUUCAAGAAGUUUUAGCAACGUAAUUAGCAAAAUAUUAACAUUUUUUGUGCUCCCAGCCAAGAGGGGUAAGGCUUGCAACAAAGAAGUGUGCAGAGGUCUUCUCAUUCAAACUUCGAGGAGCAUAUAACAUGAUGGCCAGACUCCCAAAGGAGCUUCUGGACAAAGGAGUCAUAUGUUCAUCUGCUGGCAAUCACGCUCAAGGAGUUGCGUUAGCUACAAAGAAACUUGGUUGCACCGCUGUAAUCAUGAUGCCCGUUACUACACCUGAGAUCAAGGGCACAGUUAGAAAGGAAAUCAUGAGCCAAGCAAAAUGUGGCGUAGAUGCCAUAUUUGUGCCGGUUGGUGGGGGUGGGCUCAUUGCAGGCAUUGCUACCUAUGUUAAGAUGGUGAUUCCGGACGUGAAGAUAAUAGGAGUUGAGCCAAACAAAGUGAAUGCCAUGGCUUUGUCUCUGCAUCAUGGUCUGCUGGAUCAAAAUCAAUCGGACACCCUUCUCCGUUACAAUAGCUACCUGAAUCGGCAAUUGGAUGCAAUUCUUGACACUAGCAAGAGGGGGCAACUACCUCUGCUGCCCGUCUCUAGCAGAAUAAGAUGUUCUGAUUCGAAAUCUCCUUUUCCGUUUAGAGAGCACGACGAUGCUAUCCUAUUGGCCAUAGGCAUUUCGUCGCCUCCACCUCUUCAGAUUGACCCACAUGGAAGUUGCUGCUGGAACUCAAUCCAAGUUUCCGCCAGAAAUUCAUCAAAUACUAUAGUGGACUGUGAAUUAACUGUGGUCGACGGACAUCGGUGGUGUAGUAAAUUCCCUCGCCCAAUUGUUCAAUUACUCCAUAUUAUAUUUAAUCUACUUGAAUUCAAUUACGGAGUAUUUGAUUUAAUCUACUUGGAACUGUGCUGCUCCAACUACUGAGACGAUAACCUGUGAUGGAGCAUUAUUUAAUUUAAUCUACUUGAGAAUUAUAUUUUAUCCAAUUAUUCUUCUUAUAUUCUUGUGACUCUGAUGGAGCAUCCCAGUGGAGAAGGUGACCUUUGCUCAACCACAACUGCCGCAAGUCACCCUCUAUCUGUUGCCAAAAUGGUAAAAUUCUAAUCUUGCACUCCAUGUUGAUUCUUUGAAUUAUUUUUUAGCCAUUAAUUAGAGGUUGAAUUCACAACAUCCUAUGAUUAUUUUUCAGUUAUUUGAUGUCCAUGUCCGUUGAUUACGUUUUUUGUUUUCUUUGGAAUUGAUUAACACCAACACUUUUAAAUGUACCUAUUUGUUUUGAUUGUUUUACACAAUUAAUAGUUAUAUAUUUG
This is a messenger RNA of Cuscuta campestris, 1369 nucleotides long. The record is from the annotation of a GenBank genome assembly. NCBI's taxonomy places the organism in Eukaryota, Viridiplantae, Streptophyta, Magnoliopsida, Solanales, Convolvulaceae.